AUGAACCUUAAUUUUGUUCUGAGUGAUGCAUUAGCUAAGUUCAACCCCAGUACUGGAACCCACUGCCCCCAUAUAACCACCUGCCCUUCAGCAACAUGGCAGCCACAGCUUGGUAAAGCAGCCUGUUCCAAUGUGGUAGAGCUCAAUCUAUUCCUUCAUGUUUGGCCAAACCCCAUGUUUGAAGGAGACACCCUGACUCUGCAAUGCCAGGGAAAGAAGAACUCAGCCCUGUCCUGGGUAAAGUUCCACAAUAAUGGAAACUUUCUCCAUUUCUCUAAGGAUAACCAGCCUCUGACUAUGGGGACAGCGACAGUGAGGAACAGUGGCCACCAUGGCUGCACUGGGGAGGUGGCAUACAUCCUACAGGUGGACAGACAAACUUCAUGAAUGACUGUGGGUCAAGUUCAAGAGCUGUUCUUGCCUCCUGUGCUGAGUGCUAUCCCCUCUCCCAAGCCCAGUGAGGGAAGCCUCCUGACCUGAGAUGCCAGACAAAGCUGCACUCCCAGAGGUCAUGCACUUCUCCUAAUACAAGGAGGACUGCUCCUUGCAGAACAGGGGUCUCCUCUCUACACUGUGCUUCAUACCCCAACAUCCAGAGAAGGAGAUUGUGGGCUCUACUGGUGCAAGGCAGCCUUUGAGAGUGGCGGAGUCCAGAAACAGAGCCCCCAGAUGGAGAUCAGGGUGUGGGAUAAGUAG
Phyllostomus hastatus (greater spear-nosed bat) is the source of this 696-nucleotide messenger RNA. RefSeq names its product Fc receptor like 6 (gene FCRL6). The transcript is spliced from 3 exons. Gene Ontology annotation, molecular function: transmembrane signaling receptor activity. Gene Ontology annotation, biological process: cell surface receptor signaling pathway. NCBI's taxonomy places the organism in Eukaryota, Metazoa, Chordata, Mammalia, Chiroptera, Phyllostomidae. The record is from RefSeq and is a predicted model, not a curated record.